UCCUGUCAGCUACUUCUAGGGUUCUUGCGAUGAUAGGCGCCAGAGCUGUGAAGCAGAUCGUCAAUGUCGUGGACCGGCCUCUUGGGAAGGGCAAAUCCGAGGUCAGUGUGAAUGCUCUCUCGUUUUUGUUCUCCGAGAUCGUGCAGUACAACCAGACGCGAGUGGAUAACAUCGCAGAGCUCGAGCGCAGAUUGGAGGAUCAGGGAUAUGGCGUUGGUCUCCGUUUCCUCGAGCUUUUGUGUCACAGAGAGAAGGGUAACAAACGAGAGAUACGAUUGCUAGGAAUCUUAUCUUUUGUCCACACCACUGUCUGGAAGUCUCUCUUUGGAAAGGUUGCCGACUCUUUGGAAAAAGGCACGGAGCACGACGACGAGUACAUGAUCAGCGAGAAAGAACUUCUCGUGAACAAAUACAUCUCAGUGCCUAAGGACAUGGGAGCCUUUAACUGCGGAGCAUACGUCGCGGGUAUUGUAAAGGGUGUGUUGGAAGGUGCUGGAUUUCCUGCUAGAGUAACGGCUCAUUACGUACCAAUGGAAGGCCAGAGUCGGCCAAGGACAACAAUUCUAAUCAAAUUUUCCGAGGAGGUUUUGAGGCGAGAGGCACGUCUUGGCUAGCAUGAAAUAUGCAUUGUAAGAAGAAGGCUGUGGCCAAAGAAACAAGAUGCCACAUGUUUUACAGCAGAAGGCCACGGAAGCAAGUGAUUGGGUAAUGGCUGUGGCAAUGGCGCCUUGCAAUACAUGCUCCACACCGGUCGUCAAGGGUUGCAUUGAU
Selaginella moellendorffii is the source of this 771-nucleotide messenger RNA. Its product is annotated as trafficking protein particle complex subunit 5. The coding region runs from base 30 to 614 and encodes 194 amino acids. The transcript is spliced from 9 exons. Gene Ontology annotation, cellular component: TRAPPI protein complex; TRAPPIII protein complex; TRAPPII protein complex. The record is from RefSeq and is a predicted model, not a curated record. Lineage: Eukaryota; Viridiplantae; Streptophyta; Lycopodiopsida; Selaginellales; Selaginellaceae. Gene Ontology annotation, biological process: endoplasmic reticulum to Golgi vesicle-mediated transport.